Messenger RNA from Neoarthrinium moseri, 1062 nucleotides. RefSeq lists its product as uncharacterized. NCBI's taxonomy places the organism in Eukaryota, Fungi, Ascomycota, Sordariomycetes, Amphisphaeriales, Apiosporaceae. Gene Ontology annotation, cellular component: proteasome regulatory particle; proteasome complex. Gene Ontology annotation, molecular function: metallopeptidase activity; protein binding. Gene Ontology annotation, biological process: proteasome-mediated ubiquitin-dependent protein catabolic process. The record is from RefSeq and is a predicted model, not a curated record. The transcript is spliced from 2 exons. Bases 1 to 1062 code for a protein of 353 amino acids.
AUGCCCGCCACCACGGCCGAGACGCUCGCCUUCGUCUCCAAAAAUGUCACCGUCGCCCCCCUCGUGCUCCUCUCCGUCGUCGACCACUACAACAGAGCCGCCAAGGGCACGCGGAAGCGCGUCGUCGGCGUCCUGCUAGGCCAGAACGACGGCACCAACGUCCGCGUCUCCAACAGCUUCGCCGUCCCCUUCGAGGAGGACAACGACGACCCCUCGGUCUGGUUCCUCGACCACAACUACGUCGAGAACAUGCGCGACAUGUUCAAGAAGGUCAACGCCCGCGAGAAGUUAAUAGGCUGGUACCACUCCGGCCCCAAGCUGCGUGCCUCCGACCUCGAGAUCAACGAGCUGUUCAAGCGCUACACCCCGCACCCCCUGCUGGUCAUCAUCGACGUCCAGCCCAAGGAGUCGGGCGUGCCCACCGACGCCUACUUUGCCGUCGAGGAGAUCAAGGAUGACGGCACUGCUACCUCCAAGACCUUUGUACAUACCCCGUCCACCAUCGAGGCCGAGGAGGCCGAGGAGAUCGGCGUCGAGCACCUGCUGAGGGACAUCCGGGACGUCGCCAUCGGCACCCUGUCCACGCGCAUCACAAACCAGCUCCAGUCGCUGCAGGGCCUGCACCUGCGGUUACGCGAGAUCCAGGCCUACCUGCAGAAGGUCCAGGACGGCCAGCUGCCCGUCAACCACGCCGUGCUCGGCAACCUGCAAGACAUCUUCAACCUGCUGCCCAACCUGUCGACGCCCAAGCCCGGCAGCGAGGGCGGCCGCCCGGGCAGCACCGGCGGCGAGCUCUCGUACGCCAUGAGCGUCAAGACCAACGACCAGCUGCUGGCCAUCUACCUGAGCAGUCUGAUCCGCGCCAUCACCGCCUUCCACGACCUGAUCGAGAACAAGAUCCAGAACCGCCAGCAGCAGGAGGAGAAGGAGGCCAAGAAGGACGAGGCCGCCGCUGCCGCUGCGGGCGGUGCCAAGGACGAUAAGGACAAGAAGGAGGGUGGCGUCAACGGCGUCAACGGCGAGUCGGCAGAGAAGAGUGGCGAUAAGGACAAGAAGAAAUAG